UUAUGUUGGAAUAUUUGAUGAUCACGACUUUAUGCUUGUUGCCCUCAUCUUUCCGAGGCCCUGGUUUGCCGCGCCCCUUAUCCUUCUUUAUAGACUUGUCCGACUUAUCCGCGACAGGCGAGCUCAAAAGCUUUCCGUUGGGGUUCAAUCGGAUGGUUUUCUGUCGUGGAGACCUCCUAGGAGUCGCUUUAUUAAGCGCAGAAUCAUCCGUUGCAUGCGAGCUAUCUUGAGGACUCGCGACUUCGGGCGAAGGAGUUGAAGGAAGAGCGCUAGCUCCAGUUUCGGUCACAUUAGGGACAUCAUCUUCGGCGGGUGUAGGUAUACCAUCGACCGGAGUGCUUUCACCGUUGGAAGUUGAUGAGGGGCCUUUGGCCGUGAUGUAGUUGACUAUGGAACCCUCCGAGUGACUGACAUCGUUGGACUUAUCAGUCUUGCGCCUUUUCCUGCGGGAUGCAUUGGGAUCAUGCUCGAGCAUCGCGACGGGUCUGUGUUCCGGGGAAGGUAAUUCAUAGAAUACGGGGUAGGGUGAGAUAUAUUCGCUUGUUGAUUGUUUAUUUAGGGACAAUGGGCUGCCAUUGUGCAGGAGGUCAUUUGAAGGGAGUAAACCGUCUCCUGGGAUGCUCUGAGGGGUAGUGUUGGUUGGUACUCCUAGGUCUCUUCGAAAAAAAGGGUGAAUCGCUCGUUGCUCUUCCUGUCCCAUCGCCAUAGGUCACGGCGAUGUGUCAAUUUGAUGAGCUGACGCUCAUCGCUCGAUAACGGUCAGAUUGAACAGAAAUUGUACAUGCAGGAUAAAUAUAAAAAGCAAGCUAAGGAAGAAUGUACUAGGAAUCAUGAAUAAGUCAAUGGUAAUAUGGGCGUACAGCAGUUGAGACUGAGAUAGGCAUAAUUAAAGCACGAGAUUGAAUGCACCAAAAGAACGCGAAGA
Aspergillus caelatus is the source of this 925-nucleotide messenger RNA. RefSeq lists its product as uncharacterized. The record is from RefSeq and is a predicted model, not a curated record. NCBI's taxonomy places the organism in Eukaryota, Fungi, Ascomycota, Eurotiomycetes, Eurotiales, Aspergillaceae. Bases 32 to 259 code for a protein of 75 amino acids. The transcript has 2 exons.